This is a messenger RNA of Notolabrus celidotus (New Zealand spotty), 2403 nucleotides long. Its product is annotated as E3 ubiquitin-protein ligase MARCH3-like. The coding region runs from base 411 to 1184 and encodes 257 amino acids. Lineage: Eukaryota; Metazoa; Chordata; Actinopteri; Labriformes; Labridae. Gene Ontology annotation, biological process: protein ubiquitination. The record is from RefSeq and is a predicted model, not a curated record. Gene Ontology annotation, molecular function: zinc ion binding; ubiquitin-protein transferase activity. The transcript is spliced from 5 exons.
CCUGAGCUUUGUCUCACAGGCAAGGUUUCCCGCCAGACAUCGUUAACUUACAACACAUCUUACCAUCAAACAGUGAGAUUAACGCUUUACUUUAGCGAAACGUGGCUUCUUUAAGAGCACCGAGAUUUAAGAGUUGUCUUUUGUUCUACUUUUGGCGGGAUUCAGUGAAGAACAUGAAGAGGAGGUGUGCCUUAAAGGAUGCGUUCAGGGUCUCAGUUACUCCCUCUGCGGUUGAACUGAACAAACCGUCUGAGCUGAAAGCGGAAGUUCACGGUUAGAGCCUGAGAGAGAGGGGUCGACGGCAGACCAGGGGAGUCUAAAACCACUAUCUGAUGGUCCAGGAGGAGAUAAACCGGGAUCAGGAGUCAAGAUGAGUGAAAUCCAUUAAACCAUCGACCCGCUGCGACACCAUGACAUCCACUCGCUGCACGUUGUUCCCAGAAGUCUCACAGAACCAGAACCGGUCUGAGACGGUCUCUGAGUCCACAUGUGGGUUUUUUGAUGAGCCUCCUCUGCCAGGGAAAGUCCUGGAGGAGAGCGGCGAGCGGACCUACACACAGCUGAGGACCAAGAUGGAUCCGCAGCUGACGAGACUGGACACCAAACUGUGCUCCAUGUCCGACGCCUCCAUGUGUCGUAUCUGUCACGAGGGCGGGUCUCAGGAGGAGCUGCUGUCCCCCUGCGAGUGCUCGGGCUCUCUGUCCUCCGUCCAUCGCAGCUGUCUGGAGCGCUGGCUGUCUGCCUCCGGGACCAGCUUCUGUGAGCUCUGCCAGCACCAGUUCACGGUGCAGAGGAGAUCCAGGUCUCUGCUGGAGUGGUUACAGAGCCGCUGUCUGCGUCAGGAGAAGAGGACGCUGUUGGGAGACCUGGUGUGUUUCCUCCUCAUCACUCCUCUGGCCUCCGUCUCCGGCUGGCUCUGCCUCCGAGGAGCAAUCGAUCACUUCCACUCCUCCAGCCGGAUGGAGGCCGUGGGGCUCAUCGCCCUCACCGUGGCCCUCUUUACCAUCUACCUCUUCUGGACCCUGGUGUCUCUCAGGUAUCACUGUCGGCUCUAUAAUGAGUGGAGGACGUCCAAUCAGAGAGUGAUCGUUCUGCUGCCCCGCCCACACAGCCAGGUGUCAGCGCUUCACUCCUUACAGUCCUCACAGAGAGGGAAACGGCCGUCCAAAGAGUCCAUCGUCUGAGGACCAGGACCAGGGGACGAAUCCAGGUCCAGGACCAGGACCAGGGGACGAGUCAAGGUCCAGGUUGAGGUCUUAGAGGUGGGGCGGACUCUACUCACAUCCUGAUCUACGUGCACUUUAAAACUCAGACUCACUGACAGUUUCUGAAGGAGCUGCUGUUUGAACGACAGGACAAAUAACACACACACACACAAUCACACACACACACACACACACACACACACACACACACACUGUCAGCUGAUGGAGCGGCCAUGUUGACUCAGGAUGGAGGAGGAGCUGUAGAGAAAACGUUCAGGUUUAACACUGUGAUGAAACACGGAGCGACAGGAGAACUACGCUGUGAUGUUUGACAUCUUUAAACCAUCAUGAAGAAAACUCUACGUUCUUUAUUUUAUUCAGGAAACAGCUUUAAAAAGUUUGUGUUUGUUUCAGUCAGUGUUCCUUUAAACGAGAGCUCCUAUAUUUAUAAACCUGGGUCCUGUUUCUGCAUUUUUUUGAGGAGUUACCCGCAGCCGUUAAAUCAUGUCUCUACAGAAACCAGACUCCUUUCACAAAAACAGAACUUUCCCCUCAGAGUUCAGGAGCUGCUGCCUCGUGUUACGUGUGUUUUGUGUACAAGUGUGUGUGUUCAGAAGUGUUGUGUAGGAUUUGAACAAGCCGUACGGAUCUCUGAAAGUCACAGUACAACAAAAACACACUCUAUGAUCGAUGCUGAAGCAGAGGAGCAACCUGUCCGAUCAGUGAGGUUAAAUUAGUGUUUGUGUGAAUGAGGUUUGGUGGUUUUGCAUUAACACAUAAGGAAGGCUUUUAUUUUGAAAAUCCUCACACAGAUCUCAUUCAGACAUGUCUCUGCUCUCAAACACUAAGAACGUGAGCAUGUUGGAGAGGGGAAUAAGAACUUUUGACAGGAUGCAUUCUGAUUGAACGUCUUUGACUUUUCCUGUAUCUUUAAGUCUUUAUUUUUACACAUUUACUCUAUUUUCAUAUUUAAGGUUCUUUAAGGAACUCCACUUCACAUGAUAUUUGUCCUGUUGUCAGAAAAAUCAAACAGAAGAAGCCGUGGAUGUUUCAGACGAGAUGGUUCUGAGUUAAAUCUCAUCCUUACUGUGACUCCUGGUUCAGGUGUGAGCUCGCUGACAGAUUAACGUCAUAUGUCCACGGACAGUUUUAGCACUUUUGACCCAUUUAUAAUAAAAUAUUUGACAUUUAUACCAAA